Danaus chrysippus (African queen) is the source of this 237-nucleotide messenger RNA. Lineage: Eukaryota; Metazoa; Arthropoda; Insecta; Lepidoptera; Nymphalidae. The record is from the annotation of a GenBank genome assembly.
AUGCCUCUAAACACUCCAACCCUCAAUAACAUGCAAAGUUAUUCAAGGAUCGUCUCCAGAUCAACCUUCGCGAUGUUUACGACUUAUAAUUUCCAGUUUAAUGCCCGUCACCGGCCCGUGCUGCCGGUCCCUACACCGGCUACUCCCAAUCUGCCAGCGACAUCUCUCAUCAAGCCGUGUGUUUACGAUCCCUCAGCUUCAUUAAUGUUUAUAGUCCUCGUCAUGAGGAGCUCGUAA